UGUCAACGUGACUGUCAUAAAGCAGAGCCAGGGAGAGAACAGCAAAUCUAUCGGUGGAUUGUUUCAAACGCAUCGCUCCUGAACAGUAGCAGGCAGUUUACUUCUGAUUAUGUGGCUCUGAAAACAUAUCGUCUUUUUGGUGGAAAAAUAUGAAAACAUACAACUCUAUACCCUAUCAUCUUGGACACCAUAGCUAGCUACUGUAUUUUUUAGAUUUCUCACCUUUUAGCCACGUAGCUUGCUAGCUAGCUGGCUAGCGACUGCUGGUAUCUCACACAGGUAGAAAGAGGGAUUGAUGACAAAAGAGGGGUAAGGUGGCGAGGUAACGAUGAAUCGGUUUCGAAAGUGGCUGUACAAGCCCAAGAGGACAGACCCCCAGCUCCUGGCCCAGUUCUACUAUGCUGACGAGGAGCUCAACCAGGUUGCCAUGGAGCUGGACAGCCUGGAUGGCAGGAAGGAUCCUCAGAGAUGCACCCUGCUGGUCAACCAGUUCCGCUCCUGUCAGGACAAUGUGUUGAACAUUAUCAACCAGAUCAUGGAUGAGUGUAUCCCGGACGACAGAGCCAACAGAGACUUCUUGGUGAAGUUCCCGGAGGAGAUUCGCCAUGACAACCUGGCGGGGCAGCUGUGGUUCGGAGCCGAGUGUCUGGCUGCUGGCUCGAUCAUCAUGAACAGGGAGAUAGAGAGCAUGGCCAUGAGGCCGCUGGCGAAGGACCUGACCCGCAGCCUGGAGGAGGUGAGAAACAUCACGCGGGACCAGGCCCUGCGAGACCUCAACCUCUACACCGACCGCAUGCGGGACGGCCUGCGCCACUUCGAUAGCCUCUUCGCUGAGUUUGAGCUCAGCUAUGUGUCAGCCAUGGUGCCUGUGAAGUCUCCCAAAGAGUACUACGUCCAGCAGGAGGUUAUCGUGCUGUUCUGUGAGACCGUGGAGAGGGCCCUCCAGAUGGGAUACCUCUCACAAGACAUGAUCGAUGACUAUGAACCAGCUCUGAUGUUUACCAUUCCCAGGCUGGCCAUUGUGUGUGGUCUGGUGGUGUACUGUGAAGGGCCACUCAACCUCGAUCGCAAACCCGAGGACAUGUCUGAGCUCUUCCGGCCCUUCCGGACAUUACUGAAGAAGAUCAGGGACCUGCUGCAGACCCUGACUGAGGAGGAGCUGCUGACGCUGGAGAGGAACCUGUGCAUCUCUCAGGACGGGGAGUUCUCUGCAGACAAGGAGCGACGCCCCCCGGCGGCCCCACUGCUGACCCCCCCCCCACCCAGCAGCCCAGCACCAGACCUCUCCAGCCAGGAGGAGGAGCAGGAGGGGGGGACGGCGCAGACGGACCUGGCCCUGGAUGCGUCUCCCAGCCUGGGGGAGGAGGAUGAGCAGGAGGUGACGGUGGACAGGGAGUGGGAGGACAUGGAGGCGGGGCCCGAGGAGCAGGGGCAGGGCCUGCUGUGCGAGGAGGCGGAGGAGGCCGACCUGGCCUGCUCCAUGCAGUACGACGAGGAGGAGCUGGAGCAGCUCAACAUGAUGGUGCACCGUGUGGGGGACGAGAUGUCCACGCUGCUGUCCCCCCCCAGCCAGGGCCAGUCCCCCGCCCACCGGCCCCUCAGGGGCGGGGGCUCCAGCGGGGCCUCCAGCACCGAGGCCUCCCCCUGCAGGGCCCCUGGGGGUCGGGGCAGGGCCGGCCUGUUCCAGGAGGAGGAGGACAGGGUGUUCUUCAUGGAGGAUCUGGACGUGUUGACCGGAUGCCUCACCUCACCCGCCAGAGUCCCCCAGUACCCCUCCCCCUCUGAGGCCCCCGCCCCCCCGAAGGACCCCACCAGGAAUGGCUGGCCCUCCACCCAAUCCGACGAGUUUCCUCCAAACCACGCCCCUCAGUGCCCCGCCUCCAAACCCCACCCUCUCUCCACCACCCCCGAGCCCCUCCCCUACACCAGCGGUUGGGAGGUGGGGCUGGAUGGGGCGGAGACGGCUGAGGUCAUCGCCAACCGCAUGGGCGGGAUGAAGCUGUCGGCCACGGUCAUCUUUAACCCCUGCUCUCCCAGCCUGACGGAGCUGGCGGGGGACAAGCUGCUGCUGCCCCGCCCCCCUCCCGCCCCGGAGGCGGAGCCCUGCGGCCCCCUGGUGGCCACGCACUGCCUGCUCAACUCCUGCGUGUGCUGCGGUAGCUGCGACGACGGCCACGACGACGCCCUCUCCAUGGACACCGCCGGCCUGGGGCUGGCCCUCGGCCUGGGAUUGGACAAACACUGCAAAGUCCCGCCCCUUGGUUCCGUCAUCCAAUCGUCCGCCUCCUGCCUGGCUCCCCCAGGGAGGGAGCCGGGGGGUAAGAGAGGAGACCCCGCCCAGCUGACGCCCCCCUCGCCCCGCUGCUCCCCGGAGCGACCCCUGGUGGGGGAGCCGGAGGAGGGGGCUGAGUGCUGUGAGAAGUGCCUGGUGCUGGUGCCCCCGGGGCCCCCGCAGGAUCGGGGCCCAGCCGGGGGGGCCCCCACACCCUGCAGCCACCAGUGGAGGACUGUGAGGAGGCCCCAAGCCAGUGGGGGCCGGGAGAGGCUGGGGACCAGGGACCCCGACAGGGACACCAAAGAGGAGAGCAGGAGGAACACUAGUUUCCAGGACUCUCCUCUCAGCUCAGUGUCCAGUAGUGACUGUGAGAGUGUAUCUGUCACCACAUGUAGUCUGACCAGCGGUUCAUACACACCAAGCCCGGUCAGCAGUCUGACCACCAGCUCGGGGAUGUCCGAGGAUCUGGACCACCAGGAGAUCCAGCUGGCUCUGCAGGCCGCCAAGAUGGCCGCCAGGAACAAGAUCCGCUCCCGCUUCCACAGCAGCAGUGACCUCAUCCACCGCCUGUUCGUCUGCAUCUCAGGUGUGGCUGACCAGCUGCAGACCAACUACGCCAGCGACCUCCGCAGCAUCCUGAAGACGCUGUUCGAGGUCAUGGCGACCAAGUGUGAGCAGGGGGAGUGCAACAUGCAGAAGAGAGUGCCAGGCCUGUGCAGUGCUGGGCUGGAGGACUGCGCUCUCUGCCAGGAGACUGUCUCCUCGUCUGAGCUGGCUGCCAAGGCCCGCGAGGGCCAGUUCGAAGACCCCCCAGACUGGGUCCCUGAUGAGGCCUGUAACUCAUGCAUCGCCUGCAAGGCCCCCUUCACUGUCAUACGCAGGAAACACCACUGCAGAAGCUGUGGGAAGAUCUUCUGUUCUCGCUGCUCCUCCCAUUCUGCCCCUUUGCCUCGCUACGGCCAGGUGAAGGCAGUCAGGGUAUGCACACACUGCUACAUGUUCCACGUCACGCCCUUCUACAGCGACAAGACCGGCGUCUGACCCCUGGAAACAGGACUAUCUCUCUCUCACACGCACGCACACACACACACACACACGCACACACACCACCUCCACAUGAGCAUAUGCAAUGGAUGGAUCCUAUGCUGCAUACGGAGCCAAUACCCCCUUAUUGCGCCGACCGACCGAUUCUCUGCCAGGCUGGAAUGAGGACUUCCUGGAUGAGAGAGCAGAGAAACGCGACGUGGAGACACACCAACUUGGCCCAGACCCUCGUAGUUUGUUUUCGUGAUGCUGCUAAAAGGGAACAUGGUGCUAGUUCCGACAGUCCUGGUGUGAUUUAUACAAACCUACAGGAAGGGAGAAGGAACUGAGGUUGUGAACCGCUACGUUGCUAUGCUACCUGCAGCACACCACUAGAGAGCGAGGCCCUAGACCUUUCGGGGUUUAUUGCUUGUGUAUAAAAGGUCUUGUGACAUAUUUUCCUAUGCUUUAGCGGGCUUCCCACACUUGUGCCAGAGUUCCCACGGGACUCAGAUUACUUAGAAGAAUGUAAGUCGUAAUAAUCAUGUAAAUAAAGGUAAUUGUGUUGAUAAUAACGGUUAGCAUUGCACCACCGGUCUCUUGUUUGGCACAAUGGUUAAUGAACGUUGUUUUCUUUAGUUUGUCAUGAUUAAACUGCAGAUGCUGGAAGGAAUUGAAGUAAAAGCUACAAUUAUCGGGCUACCUAUCUCAGCAAAGCAACAACAACAAAAAUGCUACAAUUUACAGACAAUGGUUUUAUAUCUUGAAGUCGAUGUUAUGAGUCAUACAGUGCUUUUAAUGGCAAUGAAUGUGUACUAUUUAACAAAAUGGAGGCUUUAUUUUAGUGGCUGUGUUUCAAAGGAAAUGCAGGAUUUACAGUAGCCUUUAACGUUAUGGGCUGUGCCUUGUGCUCUUAAACAUAUGAUAUGGCAUGUAUUUGAAUGAUUUCCCAACCGCAUCCAAAUCUGAACUUUUAUCUUUUUGGAAUCUGAGACGCCAAUGAGAAGCAUUCCUCCCCCCCGACACUGAUAUAAUGCGUCCAGGCCAGUGAUGCCACCUAGUGGAGGAUGUAACCCCGUGUCCACACCUCUGCUCUGCGCGUGCAUCGUCACCUGGCAUUGACUAGCUUGUUGUUUUCCAUCCCCUGGCAAUCUUACGUUCCUAUCUUUAUCGUGCAAUAUUUUCAUUGCAAGGCCUACUUCCUUCUGUACGUUACGACGAAGUACGACUUUCUCACUACGAAGCUCUGUACAGGUGUCUGUCAGACAGACAAAACUACGACUUCAAGCUGAAUUUUACAUUAUAUUAUUUUACCUUUUAUUUGAUACACUGACAGUCUCAUUAACUGCUGCUCACCGGAUCUGUGCUUCGUGUUUUCAUUACUGGCAGAAAUGGUCUUUCAGAGGUUUACUCUAUCCGACUAUUGACUCUCCUUUUAUUACAAAGGAACGCUCCUGAACGUUGUCCCGAAAUGCCUCAGUCUGCACACAAAACUAAGUUUCUCAAGUCUCCUGUCUUCCUCCCGCUAUCAGGAUAUCUUCCAAGUAUAUCUAUCUCACAAUGAAGAAUGAUCUUGAGUUGAUGUGAACUGGCUGAUCUGGCAAACGUGUUCCACUCCAAGGCCGUACCAGUUAUGUCAAUUCUGCUCUGACUUCAAGCUAACUCUCAGGCUUCAUAUUGUCUAACUCACUCACGAGUCAUGACUAUUUCAAUGGUUUUAUUUUUAUUGAGGAAGUUAAGACACUUUCAAGAGAUUAUAAUUUUUUUUCUUUUAUAAAGAACAAAGGAAAUUAUGUAAAUGUAUAAAGCUACUUUUUCUGUAUAAAAGGAAUCAUGCAGUGAUUAAAGGACUGGAUAUCCUUUUACUUCAGAGCUUGCUCUUAUUUUGUAAACACUUGUACAUUUUAAUGAUAAGAGCUGUGAAACGUUUGGAAAACGUAAUGUCAUCUAGUUUUAAAUGUAAAAGUAUAAAAUAAAUGACUUUUAUUGGUUUCAAAAA
This is a messenger RNA of Hypomesus transpacificus, 5297 nucleotides long. It is a transcript of the gene zfyve28, whose product is annotated as zinc finger, FYVE domain containing 28. Gene Ontology annotation, cellular component: early endosome membrane. Gene Ontology annotation, biological process: negative regulation of epidermal growth factor-activated receptor activity. Gene Ontology annotation, molecular function: metal ion binding. The record is from RefSeq and is a predicted model, not a curated record. NCBI's taxonomy places the organism in Eukaryota, Metazoa, Chordata, Actinopteri, Osmeriformes, Osmeridae.